This is a messenger RNA of Sphaerodactylus townsendi, 1956 nucleotides long. RefSeq names its product basic proline-rich protein-like. The record is from RefSeq and is a predicted model, not a curated record. The transcript has 4 exons. The annotation marks the transcript as partial. Lineage: Eukaryota; Metazoa; Chordata; Lepidosauria; Squamata; Sphaerodactylidae.
CCCCCACCCCCCCCCCCCCCCACCCCCCCCCCCCCCCACCCCCCCCCCCCCCCACCCCCCCCCCCCCCCACCCCCCCCCCCCCCCACCCCCCCCCCCCCCCACCCCCCCCCCCCCCCACCCCCCCCCCCCCCCACCCCCCCCCCCCCCCACCCCCCCCCCCCCCCACCCCCCCCCCCCCCCACCCCCCCCCCCCCCCACCCCCCCCCCCCCCCACCCCCCCCCCCCCCCACCCCCCCCCCCCCCCACCCCCCCCCCCCCCCACCCCCCCCCCCCCCCACCCCCCCCCCCCCCCACCCCCCCCCCCCCCCACCCCCCCCCCCCCCCACCCCCCCCCCCCCCCACCCCCCCCCCCCCCCACCCCCCCCCCCCCCCACCCCCCCCCCCCCCCACCCCCCCCCCCCCCCACCCCCCCCCCCCCCCACCCCCCCCCCCCCCCACCCCCCCCCCCCCCCACCCCCCCCCCCCCCCACCCCCCCCCCCCCCCACCCCCCCCCCCCCCCACCCCCCCCCCCCCCCACCCCCCCCCCCCCCCACCCCCCCCCCCCCCCACCCCCCCCCCCCCCCACCCCCCCCCCCCCCCACCCCCCCCCCCCCCCACCCCCCCCCCCCCCCACCCCCCCCCCCCCCCACCCCCCCCCCCCCCCACCCCCCCCCCCCCCCACCCCCCCCCCCCCCCACCCCCCCCCCCCCCCACCCCCCCCCCCCCCCACCCCCCCCCCCCCCCACCCCCCCCCCCCCCCACCCCCCCCCCCCCCCACCCCCCCCCCCCCCCACCCCCCCCCCCCCCCACCCCCCCCCCCCCCCACCCCCCCCCCCCCCCACCCCCCCCCCCCCCCACCCCCCCCCCCCCCCACCCCCCCCCCCCCCCACCCCCCCCCCCCCCCACCCCCCCCCCCCCCCACCCCCCCCCCCCCCCACCCCCCCCCCCCCCCACCCCCCCCCCCCCCCACCCCCCCCCCCCCCCACCCCCCCCCCCCCCCACCCCCCCCCCCCCCCACCCCCCCCCCCCCCCACCCCCCCCCCCCCCCACCCCCCCCCCCCCCCACCCCCCCCCCCCCCCACCCCCCCCCCCCCCCACCCCCCCCCCCCCCCACCCCCCCCCCCCCCCACCCCCCCACCCCCCCCCCCCCCCACCCCCCCCCCCCCCCACCCCCCCCCCCCCCCACCCCCCCCCCCCCCCACCCCCCCCCCCCCCCACCCCCCCCCCCCCCCACCCCCCCCCCCCCCCACCCCCCCCCCCCCCCACCCCCCCCCCCCCCCACCCCCCCCCCCCCCCACCCCCCCCCCCCCCCACCCCCCCCCCCCCCCACCCCCCCCCCCCCCCACCCCCCCCCCCCCCCACCCCCCCCCCCCCCCACCCCCCCCCCCCCCCACCCCCCCCCCCCCCCACCCCCCCCCCCCCCCACCCCCCCCCCCCCCCACCCCCCCCCCCCCCCACCCCCCCCCCCCCCCACCCCCCCCCCCCCCCACCCCCCCCCCCCCCCACCCCCCCCCCCCCCCACCCCCCCCCCCCCCCACCCCCCCCCCCCCCCACCCCCCCCCCCCCCCACCCCCCCCCCCCCCCACCCCCCCCCCCCCCCACCCCCCCCCCCCCCCACCCCCCCACUGGGGGCCCAUUGAGACAAAUAUCGGGGUUGCACCCAUUUUCCAGCAGCCCAUUUGUGUCUCUGCAGCACAACUGCCAGAUGGGCCAAGGGGAGCCUCUUGGGGUGCUGAUGAAGAUUUCAAGUGCAGAGAGAUUUGCACAGGCUAUCCGGGUGCUUCCAAAAAACCCUCCUCAUACCUGCUCAACCUGGCACCAAGAUCUUGGAUUUGUGCUGCCCAUUUCUCAUUGCGCAGCAAAGAUUGCGCUGAGUGUGAGACCUCUCUUUGGGGUGAGAGGCUACCAAAGGAACGAGGCCUGCGUGCACCAGGCUGAGACGUUCACUGCCCCUAAUCUGAGGAAGCACGGCUGA